AUGUCGCAAAGCGCUAGCGACAACAUGUUUGAGCGUGGGUAUAAAGUGCGCUUCUUGCAGGCUUUUGCCGAUGAACAAAUCGUCAAUCUUGGUCAGACUCCGCAGCCACCGGAAAUCACUGAUCAGGAUGAUCUUCGUGAUGCGUCUGAGGAUGAGCCGUCAGGGCACGGAUCGUCAUUCGAGUACAUCUUUUGGGUUCAAGCUGAGGCACUAAUUAGUGCCUCCGAGACGUUCAAUCAGAUUGCCAUGAGCCUCGCGUCGGCGGCCUCUGGAACGGAUCAAGAGACCCUCACGAGGUUAGGACGGGAGUUUCUGAAGUCAACCAAAGCCCGGUGGCUGAUGAUUCUCGACAACGUGGAUAAGUGGUAUCAUGCCGAACCUUUCGUACCAAUGAAGACUUCUGUAACGAUGGGAAGCAUCCUAAUCACAACCAGACACCAAGGCCUCACGGCGCCUUCUCGUCCUAUUGACUAUUACCGCCAGAACCUUGAGGAGCUUACAGAUAGCGAGGGAAGGGACCUAUUACUUCACGGCAGUGCACUGAGGAAGGACGCCGCCGUCGCGCGGUCAAAAUUCCAUCUUUCCAUAAUACUGACUGCACAAAACGGUGGAAAGCCUCCUGAAGAGGCACAAGCUCUGGCACGUGAGAGUAGAGACGUAAUCUCGAGGCUUCUCGUCUACGACGACAUUCAGGGCGUUAGAGAAGAAGACGCAAGUGCCCUGUUUGAUCAUCUUCAGCCGGUCUUUGGCGGACGCUGGACUGAAACCCGUCUGUUAAAGUACGUCCCUUAG
Messenger RNA from Colletotrichum siamense, 792 nucleotides. RefSeq lists its product as uncharacterized. The transcript has 3 exons. The coding region runs from base 1 to 792 and encodes 263 amino acids. Lineage: Eukaryota; Fungi; Ascomycota; Sordariomycetes; Glomerellales; Glomerellaceae. The record is from RefSeq and is a predicted model, not a curated record.